AUAAAUACAAGAACACCUAAAGCCCCAGCCCAGCUCAAAGACAUAUUUAAAGGAUAGGAGACUACUGGUACGUUCCCUGAGGCAAGAUGACAAUUUGGAUUGGUUUUUGCUUCCUAUUCCUGAUUGCUUUGUCUGCAGAGAGGGGAUUAUCCACACAGGAGGAGACAGAAACCAGCUGUUGUACACAGCUGAAGAGCUUAGCACAAUGUGGGGGUGACAAGAUUGUUCUCCAGGGCCAGGCAGGGAUACCUGGAAUUCCAGGUGUGCCAGGAACAAAUGGACUUCCUGGAGCCAAGGGUGAGCCAGGACCUCAGGGCCCUCCAGGUGAAAAGGGCUCUGCUGGGAUACCUGGAAAAGCUGGACCAAAGGGAGACAAAGGAGACAAAGGAGACAAUGGGGAACCCUGCCGCUUAGAAGGCUGUCAGGAAGAGGGAAGAGCCAGAAAUUGCAAGGAGCUCCAUGAACAAGGAGAGACGCUCACUGGCUGGUACACCAUCUAUCCAAUCACAGGGAAAGCAAUGGUGGUUUUCUGUGACAUGGAAAUAGAUGGAGGGGGCUGGUUGGUCUUCCAGAAGCGUCAGGAUGGCUCUGUCAAUUUCUACCGUAACUGGGAAUCAUACAAAAAAGGAUUUGGGAGGCAAGGAACAGAAUUCUGGUUGGGCAAUGAUAAGAUCCAUCUUCUCACCAGCUCUGGAACACAGCAAUUGCGAAUUGAUGUGCAAGAUUUCAAUGGUUCCACAACCUUUGCAACAUAUUCCAGUUUCAGAAUCGAAAAUGAAAGUGAAAAUUAUAAGCUAAGUGUGGGCUCCUAUUUGGAUGGCAAUAUGGGAGAUUCUUUCUCAGGACAUAAUAGCCUGGCAUUCUCUACAAAAGACAAAGACAAUGAUACCCAUAAAACUGGAAGUUGUGCUGCAGUUUACAAGGGAGGUUGGUGGUAUGGUGCCUGCCACUCUUCCAACCUGAAUGGCCUGUAUCACAAAGGGGAACAUAGCUCUUAUGCUGAUGGCAUCAACUGGGCUGCUGGGAAGGGGCACCAUUAUUCUUACAAAUAUGUGGACAUGAAAAUUAGACCUCAAUAGAUGAAAUAUCAGUAUAUUCCGAAUUGUUCAACUCUGACUAAUGGCUAUCCAAACAACUGCAUAUGUAAUUAAAAAUACAAAUAAAUUUGGGGCGGGGGUGGUUGCCAUUGUUUGGGAAUUAAAGGUAUCUGAAAGGAAAAGGUUUGUUUGAGGAUGGAGGAUACCUAGCUGUCUCUUGCAUGAGAAUUUAGCAUCUUUAAUUUGGGAUGUUAUCCACCAUUAUCUUAUGGAAGGCCACUAGCCUAAUAAAUUUUGAUUGAACAUCUAGAAUUCUCACACUUUUAAAUGCAAAGCACUUAUUCUGAUUGCUGUAUCAUCCCUGUAUGUAUUGGGUAUUCCAGAAAGACCUUAAAACAUUGAUAUAACCUUUUAAUUAUAUGAAAUGUUUAGUACUCUUACAGUCUUCCCAUUGCUGAAGUUGUGGGAUGAGGCUGCCUCAUAUCACCAUAAAACUGAGAACCAAAGAAUACAUGGGCAUUAUUGAUCUACUAGAACUGAUGAACUGAUUGUGUGAGGCUUUGCAACCUGAGGAUGUCACUUUGAACUAAUUGGAAAGAAGGGAAAAUAUUGCAUGGAAGGAAAUGAACCUGGACAGAGUUUCUCCAAACAUAUAUAUCACCCAAGAGAGAUGCAUUUUAAUGGAAACAAUUAAACCAAUAAUCUGUGAACUUUUGGAAGGUUUUAUUUUUCUGCAUUGCAUCUUGGAAAGAGGAACACUAAAGGAAAUAUCCAUAAUUCUUCAAAAUAUGUAAAAUACAUGGAUCUUACUCUACUAAAAAGUAUCAGCCUGAUUCUCACAGUCUGAAAAUAGUGAACAGAUUUUCCCCCUUUACUGCUCUAUCCCCAGAUAAUUUUAUGGACUCCACAGAAGCACACCAGUGAACCACGACAGGAUCCUACUGCAAUUAUUAGUACCUUUACCUCAACAUUGCUUUGCAUGGUUCAGGGAGGGGAGGGAGACUUUAAGAGGAUGUUGAAGCCAAAUUCCCAGCAGUUCUAGCCCUGUGACCAAUUCAAACACGAGUUGAUACAAGUUCAGAAUCCCUGCCAUUUGCACUAUAUUUUAUUAAGGCACAUCUACACAUUGAUAUCAAAGUAAUGGGACGGGGAGUAAUUCAUUUGUGAACCUAGAAUGUACAUCUUAUUACAUCAUUUGAAAAUAAAUGGCUACUGAGAAAUCC
Messenger RNA from Thamnophis elegans (Western terrestrial garter snake), 2260 nucleotides. Its product is annotated as veficolin-1-like. The coding region runs from base 87 to 1079 and encodes 330 amino acids. The transcript is spliced from 8 exons. The record is from RefSeq and is a predicted model, not a curated record. NCBI's taxonomy places the organism in Eukaryota, Metazoa, Chordata, Lepidosauria, Squamata, Natricidae.